Molecule: messenger RNA, 936 nt
Organism: Meloidogyne enterolobii
Lineage: Eukaryota; Metazoa; Nematoda; Chromadorea; Rhabditida; Meloidogynidae
Source: the annotation of a GenBank genome assembly
AUGUUUAUCUUUAAAUUGAAAUUAUUAUUUUUUUUCUCACAACAGCAAAAAUCUCUUUCCUUUUCGCUGGAUGAUUUGGAAUUUAACUUGGAAUUUUCUCGUCAACUUACUCUUAGAGCUGCUCAAGCAUUUGAUUAUGGCAAUACUGGUGCUUAUGAUGCUUCACUUCUUGUUAGUAAGCAUGUCUUUGGAAAUGCUCAAAAUGCUGCUUUUUUUGCCAAUGCUGCUGUGGAGAUUUUACGUACUUAUGGAGUCAAGCAUUUUGAUUUUUUGAAAAUGGAGCGAGACAUUUACUAUCUUUUCAAUAAAACUCAUUGUACAAUGUAUGGUGAAUCUAAUGUUUGUAAAUUGGCUUCUCCUGCUAUAUUCCCAUUGCGACGUCUGAAAAGCAAAUCGGCCAUUUAUUUGGAUGGAAAGGUUCAGCAGAAAAUAUAUCCAACUCCUUUUGCGUUGCUAAAGGAUGCGCGAGGUUAUUUGCGUGCUGGAAACAGUGUGCAGGCAUCAGAGAAGGCUUAUUUUUGUUACAGUGCUACAGUCAAACAUUAUUUCAAAACGUUUCGUAUUUGCAUAGAAGGUCAUCCUGCAACGCGAUUUUUGGCUAGGCUUGCUUCUGAAUGUCACCCCUUUGCUUCGUAUGAUUUAGUAGAGGUUGGCUCUAUUGCUGACAAUAUACACAGGAAUGCUUUUCGUGGGUUUCAUCAAGGUGAUGAGUUAGAAGAAAUGAUUGACGAAAUAGAAAAGUUCUCCAUCAAAUUUUCUCAAAUAGACAAGAAGUCUGUGAAAGAAAAAUUACAACGAUAUUUACCACAAACGAAGGAAAAAGAUUUCCCUCGUAAUGCAGGCAAGUAUCAUAUGACGAUUAGAUGGGAACCUAAGCCUUUUUCUGAAUAUAUCUUCGGAGCUGGACCUUUUUAUUUCCGAUAUAAGUGCCGAUAA